UCUGUCCCCACCCCAGUGUCCUGGCACCAUCAUGGACGGCCGGCUCCUGCCUCAGCUGCUGUCCGUGCUGCUGCUCUGGGCCUUGAGCCUGAGGGGCCAGGAGGAAGCCCCCGCGGAGGAGGAGGAUGGGGUUUUAGUGCUAAAUCAGAGCACCCUGGGCCAGGCACUGCGUGAGCACCCUGCCCUGCUGCUGGAAUUCUACGCCCCCUGGUGUGGGCACUGCAAAGCCCUGGCCCCUGAGUACAGCAAGGCGGCCCAGAUACUGGCAGCAGAGUCUAGCAAAGCACGGCUGGCCAAAGUGGACGGGCCCUCGGAGCCAGAGCUGACCAAGGAGUUUGCUGUGACGGGGUACCCCACGCUCAAGUUCUUCCGGGACGGAAACCGCACUCACCCUGAGGAGUACACAGGCCCCCGGGAGGCUGAAGGCAUCGCCGAGUGGCUGAGGAGGCGUGUGGGGGCCAGUGCCACGCGGCUGGAGGACGAGGAGGGAGCCCGGGAGCUGAUUGAGGCCCGGGAUGUGGUGGUUGUUGGCUUCUUCCAGGACCUAGAGGGAGAGGACCUGGCCACCUUCCUGGCACUGGCCCAAGAUGCCCUGGACAUGACCUUUGGCUUCACGGACCGUCCGCAGCUCUUCGAGAAGUUUGGUCUCACGAAGGACACCGUGGUCCUCUUCAAGAAGUUUGAUGAGGGCCGCGCAGACUUCCCCGUGGACGAGGAGCUGGGCCUGGACCAGGGGGACUUGUCCCGCUUCCUCCUCACACACAGCAUGCGACUGGUUACGGAGUUCAACAGCCAGACGUCACCCAAAAUCUUUGGGGCCAGGAUCCUCAACCACCUGUUGCUGUUCAUCAACCAGACACUGAGUCCCCACAGGGAGCUGGUGGCAGGCUUUGGAGAGGCAGCUCCACCAUUUCGGGGAGAGGUGCUGUUCGUGGUGGUAGACGUGGCUGCAGACAAUGGCCACGUGCUGCAGUACUUUGGCCUCAAGGCCGAGGCGGCCCCCACACUGCGUUUCAUCAAUGUGGAGACCACCAAGAAGUACGCGCCAACAGACGGGAACCCCGUCACCGCAGCCUCUGUCACUGCCUUCUGCAACUCGGUCCUUGGCGGUGAGAUCAAGCUGGUACCCUACCCCCCCCGCAGCCCUUAUCUCCUGAGCCAGGACCUCCCCCCGGACUGGGACCAGAAGCCGGUCAAGACCCUUGUGGGCAAGAAUUUUGAGCAGGUGGCCUUUGACGAGACCAAGAACGUGUUUGUUAAGCUUCAUGCCCCCUGGUGCACCCACUGCAAGGAGAUGCCCCAGCCUGGGAGGAAUGGCCGAGAAAAGUACAAGGACCAGGAGGCCAUCAUCAUCGCUGAACUGGACGCCACAGCCAAUGAACUGGAGGCCUUUGCCAUCCACGGCUUCCCCACACUCAAGUACUUUCCUGCCGGCCCCCCGGGCCGCAAGGUGAUCGAGUACAAGAGCACCAGAGACCUGGAGACUUCUCCACGUUCCCUGGACAGCGGGGGCGAGCUACCCGCCGAAGAGCUAGUCCCGGAGGCACCGGACAAUAACACACGGGAGCCCAAGGAGGAGCUGUAGGCUCCCCGUUCCGUGCCCAAAUAAAGGACUUGUUCUGGA
Molecule: messenger RNA, 1624 nt
Organism: Suncus etruscus (white-toothed pygmy shrew)
Lineage: Eukaryota; Metazoa; Chordata; Mammalia; Eulipotyphla; Soricidae
Gene: PDIA2
Product: protein disulfide isomerase family A member 2
Biological process (GO): protein folding; response to endoplasmic reticulum stress
Cellular component (GO): endoplasmic reticulum
Molecular function (GO): protein disulfide isomerase activity
Source: RefSeq, a predicted model, not a curated record